AUGCCUACUGGAAUUGAUUCUUUGUCUCAUCAACAACAUCUACAUCAUCAUCACAAUUACAAUUAUCGACCACCUCAUCAUUACAAAAGCACCAUUCAUCUCGUUACUACUGCGCGAGACUUCAAUGAUGAAGAUGAACGACGUCGUAGCAGCUCAUAUAAAGUAAACAAUGAAAUUAAUAGUUCAAACAUUGCUAAUUACAUUAAAAAUCAAUCAAAUUCAUCUCAUGCAUACUCACAACAAUAUCAUUCUUCUCUAUCUCAUAGACCUGUUAAUAAUACUUAUUCUUCAACUCGUACGAAUUCUUCAUUAUCGCGACACUCAUCUAAUUUAACAAAAACAACAGCAGCAGCAGCAUUAGCAAUGUUAUUAAAAGGUCAUGCAGACACGUCAUCCUCAUCGAAUUUGCUUGAUAUAACUGAUCAGCAGCAAACACGCGCUACACCAAAUAGGAGACGUGGAUCGAUUAUAACAGAUUCUAUAUUGACAAAAAAUGAUCAAUGUAAGCAACAAACAAAAUCGUCUUAUUCUUCUUUAGUUACGUUAAAUCGAACAAAUCAGACAGUUUCUACCCAAGUGGCUGCACCUAGCAUACGUCGAUGUGUUUCAGUCCUGGGUAAACGGUAUUCGUCCACUGAUUUGAAUAUACCUAAGCCGAAUACGGCACGGGUAGAAAAAUCAUCAUCGUUACGUUCGACUAAUCAAGACUUGAAUGAACGAGAAACACUAAAUAAUAGUAAAAGUAGAAUAUCAUUAGAUUCAAAUGGUUCUCUAUCAGCUCGAAUAUCUAAUUAUCAGCAACAACUACCACUAAAUAUGAGGAGAAACCAUGUCUUAUCGCAAUCUAAAUCAAAUAGUUCAAUGAUAUUAAAUGAUUCUGCUAUGAAUAAAAUGAAGGGUGAACGAUUACAUGAUACGAGUUUGACGCAGUCAAACAGUGAGAAUACGAUUAAGGCCAAUGAACAAGAAUACGUAAAAAAUUCGGUGACCAAUAUUGCAAAACCAGAUGUUCCGCCAAAAGUUUGUAGUUUAGAUCAGAAUAAAUCUCUGUUAAAAGAGAAAAGAAUUCUUCAUUCUAAACAUUUAACUCGUCAGCAUUCUCAUGAACCAUGUCCAAUCACAUAUCAGAGUCAGCUGAGUUUGGGAACAACGACAACAUCAGAUUCUGGUUCCGAUAAUACAAUCUUGAAUCAUUUACCGGAACAGAAUGAGGUUAGUGAUAAAUCACAAUCAAGUGUUUUAGAAGAAAUUUUAAACAACGGAAAUUUGUUAUCACCGCGAAAAAAUCCCGUAAAGCAUUCAAACCGUUUACGUUCAUGUGAUACAGUGACUUCAGAUGAAUUAGAAAAAAAUAGUCGAAAACUGCCACCACUAGUAUUUUCAGUAUCAUCAGUGAAAAUUAAUAAUGAAGUGCCAUUGAACAGUAGCAAUAGUGACAGUGAAUUACGAAAACUUGAACGAGAAAUUUAUGAAGAAAGAAAAAAGAAGAUAGAAGAACAAGAACAAGUGGUAAUCAAUGUGACAGAAUACGCACAAGAUAUACUGAAAUAUUUACAUGAAAGAGAGCAUGUAUGUCGUCCAAAGGCAAACUAUAUGCGAAAACAAAGAGAGUUGACAUGGGAGAUGCGUGCGAUAUUAAUUGAUUGGUUAUGUGAAGUGGCUGAUGAGUACAAGCUAUUUUCAGAAACAUUUCAUUUAGCUGUUAAUUUCAUUGAUCGUUUUCUAUCUCGAAUGUCUGUCACAAAAUCAAAAUUUCAAUUAAUUGGUACAGCAGCACUUUAUUUAGCAGCUAAAUGUGAAGAAGUUUAUCCACCAAACGCAUCUGAAUUUGCUUACGUGACAGAUAAUGCCUAUUCAAAAAAACAGGUGCUAAAAAUUGAAGAUUUAUUAUUAAAAACAUUACAUUUUGAAGUAUCAACAGUUACAACACAUACAUUUUUGUUACAUUAUAUGAAAUUAAUUGAAAUCGAUGAAAUAACAGAAGAUUUAGCCAAGUAUAUUGCUGACAUAACACUAUUAGAUUCAGAGUGUAUUCAACAAAUACCAAGUUUACAAGCAGCCGCUAUUUUGUGUCUAUCGUUGCAUAUGAAUAAAAAACCGGCAUGGUCGUAUAAAUUAAAAGAAUAUACUGGUUAUACAAUAAAUUCAUUCUAUAGUAUAAUGGAAAAAAUAUUUUGGAAUUUUGCUCGAACAACAACUCAAGGUAAAUGGGCAAUAACAAAGAAAUAUCGUCAUAUGAAACAUCAUAAUGUUGCUUCGAUUGAAUUACCGACGACAUUACCAUACACAAUGAUAAAUGAAGCAUAA
Messenger RNA from Didymodactylos carnosus, 2307 nucleotides. Lineage: Eukaryota; Metazoa; Rotifera; Eurotatoria; Philodinida; Philodinidae. The record is from the annotation of a GenBank genome assembly.